AGGCUCGAGAUUUGCUCCUUCUCCGGGUACAAGAUCUACCCCAGCCGCGGUCGCACUUUCAUCCGCAGUGAUGGUCGGACUUUCCACUUCCUGAACUCCAAGACCGAGUCUCUCUUCCACCAGCGCAAGAACCCCCGCAAGUUCGACUGGACUGUUGUCUUCCGCAAGAUGCACCGCAAGGGUAUCAGCGAGGAGGUUUCCAAGAAGCGCACCCGCCGUGCUGUCAAGUACAACCGUGCCGUCGUCGGUGCUUCCUGGGAGGCCAUCAACGCUCGUCGUACUGAGAAGACCGAGAUCCGUUCGGCUGCUCGUACCGAGGCUGUCACCAAGGCUAAGGAGGCUCGCAAGGAGGAGGCUGCCAAGAGAAAGGCU
Kickxella alabastrina is the source of this 372-nucleotide messenger RNA. RefSeq names its product ribosomal protein L24, isoform CRA_c. Gene Ontology annotation, biological process: cytoplasmic translation. The transcript has a single exon. Gene Ontology annotation, cellular component: cytosolic large ribosomal subunit. Gene Ontology annotation, molecular function: structural constituent of ribosome; mRNA binding. Lineage: Eukaryota; Fungi; Kickxellomycota; Kickxellomycetes; Kickxellales; Kickxellaceae. The record is from RefSeq and is a predicted model, not a curated record. The annotation marks the transcript as partial.